This is a messenger RNA of Theobroma cacao (cacao), 803 nucleotides long. Its product is annotated as anti-muellerian hormone type-2 receptor. NCBI's taxonomy places the organism in Eukaryota, Viridiplantae, Streptophyta, Magnoliopsida, Malvales, Malvaceae. The record is from RefSeq and is a predicted model, not a curated record.
CGAGUCCCCACUUGGUAUGUUUCGCAAGGGUGGAUAAGGUAGUAACUUAAUUAGCAAAAUUGGCAGCACCACCCAAGAAAUAGGCUGACACCAAGCGAACUUCCCCUCUCUCUCUCUCCCCUCUGGCCAUGGAUGCCUCAAAGAUGCUUCUACUAUCACCAGCAUCCACCUCCCUACUUUCACUAAAACGCAAUCGUUUCAUCGUCACAUAUAAAAGGCCAAGAUUGCAGACUCCGCUCAAAGUGCUAGGCAUGGCAGAGGAGACCAGUGAAAGCGGCAAUGGAGUUAUAGAGAAAGCAGCAGUAGGCAGUGGCCUGGUUGCCAACCCAGUGAUUGCCUGGUCCCUUUACACGCUCAAGACGACGGGGUGUGGUCUGCCCCCGGGUCCAGGCGGCUCUAUAGGUGCACUGGAAGGUGUGAGCUACCUAACAGUCGUGGGGAUCGUGGGUUGGUCUCUGUUCACGAAAGCCAAAACUGGCUCUGGUCUGCCUAAUGGGCCUUUUGGGUUGUUGGGUGCUGUCGAAGGUUUAUCAUUCCUGUCUUUGCUCGCCAUUCUGAUCGUUUUCGGGUUGCAAUUCUUUCAGAACGGUUCCAUUCCCGGACCUCUCCCGAGUGACCAGUGCUUCGGCUAAGGAGAUAAUGUGGUAUGAGCCACUACCGCUCUAUCUUGUGCUUGUGGCCAUGGAUUUUGCUCCAAGCUGCAACUAUUCUAGUUUUUGUUUUUCACAUGGUUGAUUAGACUCUGGUGCCUAAGGAUUGCAAAGAAGUUAUGUAAUGGGAUUUUUUUUUCUUUCUUUUUUCCA